Molecule: messenger RNA, 2722 nt
Organism: Melozone crissalis (California towhee)
Lineage: Eukaryota; Metazoa; Chordata; Aves; Passeriformes; Passerellidae
Product: desmocollin-2-like
Exons: 14
Coding region: 182-2425 (747 amino acids)
Biological process (GO): homophilic cell-cell adhesion
Cellular component (GO): desmosome; plasma membrane
Molecular function (GO): calcium ion binding
Source: RefSeq, a predicted model, not a curated record
UCUUUCUUUGUCUGCUGAGAAAAAGACUUUUACCAUAAUACUUAAGGACAUUCAAGAACAAGUUGAAAAGAAAAUACAUGUUGACUUGGUGGAAGAAGAAAAAAAGACACCGAAUACCAGGCAUGCUAGGGAUACAGUUCUGAAGAGAACCAAAAGAAGGUGGGGCCCUAUUCCAUCUGUCAUGAUAGAGAACUCACUGGGACCUUUCCCACUGCAAAUACAGCAGGUCCAGUCAGACACAGCUCAGAACUACACAAUUUAUUAUUCUGCAAGUGGACCAGGAAUUGAUCAAGAUCCAAAGGGUUUGUUUUACAUAGAAAGAGAAACUGGAAAUAUCUUUGCUACUCGUGCGGUAGACCGUGAACAGUAUCCAAGUUUUCAGAUCAUCUGCUUUGCAACUACUCCAGAUGGUUAUUCACCAGAAGUACCACUUGUGCAUACAAUCAGGAUAGAGGACGACAAUGAUAAUGCUCCAUAUUUUACACAAGACCUUUUUGAAUUUUGUGUCCCUGAAAAUUCCAGACCUGGUGUUGUUGUUGGGAAAGUGAUUGCAGAGGACAGAGAUGAGCCUUAUACUCUGCAUACCACGCUGAAAUACCGCAUUGUGUCACAAACCCCACCGAUUACCCCAGCGUUCUCUUUACAUGGGGACACCGGUGUCAUCUCUGUGUUGCUGCCACAGCUGGACAGAGAGCUUGUGCCCAGUUACACCUUGUUAGUUGAAGUGAGAGAUAUGGCAGGUCAGCCUUUUGGUUUGUGCACUACAGGAACAGUUGUCGUCAAAAUCGAGGAUACGAAUGACAAUGCACCAACCUUUAAACAGUUACAAUAUGAAACACGAGUGGAAGAAAACAGAGUGAAUGUAGAAGUACUGAGAAUCUCUGUUGUUGAUCUUGAUGAACCGGGUUCACCUGGCUCAGGAGCAGUAUAUGAAAUUAUAAGAGGAAAUGAUGAUCAGGCCUUUGAAAUUACAACAGACAAAAACACAAACGAAGGAAUACUGUGUGUUACUAAGGGACUGGACUAUGAAGCUGCCAAGCAAAGGAUCCUGGUUAUUGGAGUCAACAAUGAGGCACCCUACCUGCUGGCUCCCCAUUCCCAACAACUUUCCCAGAGCACUUGCUCUGUUACUGUGCAUGUCCUGGAUGUGGACGAGGGACCGGUGUUUAAACCCUGUCUGUUGCGCUUAGACGUUAAAGAGUGCGAAGAUAUUGGGACAGCUAUUGGGAGAUAUGUAGCAGAAGAUCCAGAAACUGGAAAUAGUGAGGGCAUAAGAUACCGGAUACCACCUGGCCAGUGUAAUUGGGUCAACAUAGAUGACAAAUCAGGUGAAAUCAGAACUGUUAGGGUCUUGGACCGAGACAUAGGAGAAAUGAGACGAGGUCAAUGCAAUAUCACAGUCCUUGCAAUAGACAGAAAUGGUAAAACAGGCACUGGAACAAUUCAGGUUUGCAUCGUGCCUGGCAACAAGAAUUUCCCCCGAAUCACUCAAACUGACCACAUCAUGUGCAGAGACAGAACCCCGAUUUCCCUCACGGCGCAGGACGGCGACGAGGCUCCGUACAGCGCACCCUUCGAGUACCGCAUAAACGACCGCAGACUGGCUUCCAUGUGGAAGCUAACUCCGCACGAUGAUAAUUCUUGGUAUCUUUCACCAAAGGGUGAUAUUCCGUAUGGAAUUUAUGAAAUUCCUGUAAGUGUGAUUGAUAAUGGAGGAAAGAUAGGAGAGAACAUAGUGAGAGUUAAUCUCUGUGACUGCGUUACUCCAACUGAAUGCGAUGGCAGAACUCGUCAGCUUGCUGGUGGAAAUGUUACCCUUGGUCUCUGGGCCAUCCUUGCAAUGAUCUUAGGAUCAUUGUUAUUGCUGCUAAUCCUGAUCACAAUUUGUGGCUGCUGUGGCACUGGGGUAAUGAACAGGCAGGUGACUGAUGAUUGUGCCAAUCACAAUUUAAUCAUUUCAAACACAGAAGCUCCGGGAGAAGAAGUGAUGGAUCACAAUAUAAUUCCUCUACAAAGUACAUGCGAUCAAGGAGGGUAUGGAGUAAAAACAGGGGAGCAGCAAACAUUUGAAAUGGUAAAAGGCAGAGGGCAUACCUUGGAAUCAGUCAAGGGAAGUGGACAUCAGACUCUGGGAUCAGUUAAAGAAGGAGGAGGACAGACUAUGAUGGAUACUUGUAGAUACUCCUAUUCAGAGUGGCAUAAUUUCACACAUCCUCGUUUAGGCGAAAAGGUGCACCUAUGCAGACAGGAUGAAGAACAGAAGCAUUCUGAAGAUUAUCUCCUUUCAUAUAACUAUGAAGGAAAAGGAUCUUUGGCUGGCUCUGUAGGCUGCUGCAGUGAUCAGCAUGAAGAAGAGGCACUUGACUUCUUAGAUCAGUUGGAACCCAAGUUUAGGACAUUAGCAGAAACAUGCAUCAAAAGAUAAAUGUGCCUUUCAGAGUGCUGAAAAAACCUGUAAAUAAGUGGCUGUCAUCCUUUGUGAUAUUAGGUAAUUUGGAAUUGAGAGGGCUAGAGGUUUAUCAAAAUUAAGAUAGACUGGUAAGAGUGUAAAUGACUCUUGCUUUAAAUUUACAUUUUCUUACACUGGACACAUUCUGUCAGAACAAAGGGAUUCAAAAUAUCUUUUCUUUAGUUUAAUAUAGUAAUGCUAGUUUCUACUUAGAUUACAUUUUGCAUUCUUUGUGAUUGCUCACAAUGCAAAACUUUGUGUUCUUUUAAUUAA